Molecule: messenger RNA, 1651 nt
Organism: Pectinophora gossypiella (pink bollworm)
Lineage: Eukaryota; Metazoa; Arthropoda; Insecta; Lepidoptera; Gelechiidae
Gene: Rpn5
Product: 26S proteasome non-ATPase regulatory subunit 12
Exons: 9
Coding region: 172-1524 (450 amino acids)
Cellular component (GO): cytoplasm; nuclear proteasome complex; proteasome regulatory particle, lid subcomplex
Source: RefSeq, a predicted model, not a curated record
AAGGCAAAACGUCAUUAAAAAACAUUAAUUGUCAAUGCAAGUGAGUUUGCAGGUUCCGUUCGAUUGUUUCAUAGUGUUUUUCGCUGUUUUUACCAAAAAAGUAAGAUAUAUAUUUGAAAUAAAUUACUAAAUUCUAUUUAGUUUUACUGUUAUUCAACUUUUACAGUGAAAAUGUCGACGAACGGAGAUUCCGGAAGCCUUGAUGCCAGUGGCAAAAUAGUGAAGAUGGAGGUUGAUUAUAGUACCACUUGUGAUGAAAAGAUACCACUGUGGAAGUCAUGGGCAAGUAAAGGAAGAGUUCAGGAAGCCAUUGACCAGCUGCUGGCUCUGGAGAAACAGACAAGAACGGGUGCUGAUAUGGCAUCCACUGCCAGAAUCCUUGUAGCUAUAGUCCAGAUUUGUUAUGAGGCUAAGAACUGGUCUGCACUCAAUGACCAGAUUGUUCUUCUUUCAAAGAGAAGGUCACAGUUGAAACAAGCUGUAGUGAAAAUGGUGCAGGAAUGUUGCACUUACGUAGAUAAGACUCCAGACAAGGAGACUAAAAUCAAGCUGAUCGAAACACUGCGGUCUAUAACUGAGGGUAAAAUUUACGUUGAAGUGGAGAGAGCUCGGUUGACUCAUAUCCUGGCUAAGAUCAGAGAGGAAGAAGGCAAUAUCGCUGAAGCUGCUAAAAUCAUCCAGGAGUUACAAGUUGAAACUUACGGUUCCAUGGAUAAACGUGAAAAAGUGGAACUGAUUUUGGAACAAAUGAGGCUCUGCUUAGCCAUCAAAGACUACAUCCGUACUCACAUCAUUUCCAAGAAAAUCAAUACCAAGUUCUUUGAAGAGGAGAAUACUCAGGAAUUAAAAGAAAAGUUUUACCGUCUGAUGAUAGCGGUGGACCAACACAACGGACAGUACUUGGGAGUGUGUCGUCACUUCCGGGCGCUAGGACAGGCGGCGGGGGCGGACGCCCUGGUCGGCAGUGUGGUGUUCUUGAUCCUGGCACCGUAUGAUAAUGAGCAGGCUGAUCUCACGCACCGACUCAAUGAAGACAAGGAUUUGGACAAGUUGCCUGACUACAAACAACUUCUAGGCCUGUUCAUCAACCCGGAGAUUAUCAGAUGGAACACACUCUGCUCCACGUAUGAGAAAAUGCUCCGAGGGACUCCCUACUUCGAGCAAUCUGACGAGAAGGGUCAGGAGCGCUGGAAUGACCUGAAGAACAGAGUUGUUGAACAUAACAUCCGCAUAAUGUCAAUGUACUAUACGCGGUUGACGGUGAAGCGUAUGAGUGAACUGCUCGGCCUGAGCGAGACGGAGACAGAGGACGCUCUCAGCCAGUUGGUGGUCAGCGGUGUCGUGCGCGCCAAGAUCGACCGCCCCGCCGGCGUGGUGCAUUUCAGCUUAAACAUGGAUUCAUCAGACCGCCUCAACGAGUGGUCGAACAACUUGAACACACUGAUGCAGUUGGUGAACAAGACGACACAUCUCAUCAACAAAGAGGAAUGUGUGCAUAAGCACCUCCUGGCCACGGCUGAAUAAACUUCAAACCUUUGCCUUUGUUGUCCGUCAACGUCUCUUUAAACUUCUCAAUAAAAAAAGCCUUUGAUAUACUGAUAAUUAUUUAAAAUAGCAGCAAGUAAUAAAAAAAAGUAAUUCAUUGUUGGAA